Messenger RNA from Oldenlandia corymbosa var. corymbosa, 2258 nucleotides. The record is from the annotation of a GenBank genome assembly. NCBI's taxonomy places the organism in Eukaryota, Viridiplantae, Streptophyta, Magnoliopsida, Gentianales, Rubiaceae.
UGCGUGGAUUGGGUCAUAUAACUCAUUAAAUUUAUCAAUAAUAAUAUAGAAAAAAAAAAUUUAGUAACAAGCCAACUACAAAAGGAAAUAUGGCAAAGGGGUAAUUAUAUUUUUAGGUGUUUGGAAUACAAUCUAAUUAUUUUGUUAAAAAAGCAAAAUUUUAGUUUAUGAAUCUACAGUCUACUAUAGAAUCCUUUACAAGCCAGUCAACCCUCCACACGUUUACUAAUUUUGGAGAUGUUCGCCUUAUAUUUCUUCUGUUCCAAAAUUAUUGUUUAGCAUAGAUUUCAUUUUUAAUUUAAAUUGUACUAAAAAUAAAGUCUAAAACUGGACAAUAAUUUUAAAACAAAGAUUAUGUAUUUCAAGAUUCAUAAGAAUUAGUCUGAAUUUGAUCUAUAACGCACAUAACUAAUUAAGGCACCACAUGAAAUCUUCUCGAACGUGGGCAUUUAUUACUUCAAUUCUCCGGGGAUCACCAUUAGAGAAGUAAACUUCAAUUAGUCAAAUGGAUCCACAUGCAAAAUUGUUCAAAUUAAGGUUUUAGAGGCUUAGAGCAAAAGUCAACCAAUAGAGCAAAACUCAAUCCAGAUAUACAAGACAUUAAUACUGCGCGUUGAAACUUGAAAUUUGACUCGGCCAGACUCACAAAGUCAAAAUGGUAGGAUCAUAUUUCUUGCUGUAUCAGUACUAAAAAAGUGUAAAAACCUCUAGUACAAAUACAUUGCUUCAUUCUCUGAAUUCCCCGAAUUCCCUCAAAUUUUUCAUCUUCGUCAUUUAUUGUUCCCCUGUUUCGCAAAAACAGAGGAAUCCUCGAAUUCAACCUCGUCCCAUGUCCAAAAAAAUUAAAAAUGAACCAUUUUAGCCACCCACAUCAAUUGGAGCUAUGGAGUUUGAGUUUCCAAAUCCAAUCAUCAUCAACAGAUCAACCAUCAUUACCCAUUUGUUCUUGUUGCAAGCUUCAAACAAAUGAACCUCUGUAUUUCUGUAUGUCCUGCAAUUUUUUCAUCCAUUUCGGAUGUACUCGAUUUCCUCAGCUCAUCAGCCACCCUUCUCAUAAAAACCACACCUUGACCCUCCUCCCGACGGCAGCGUACCCCGGCGGCGCGUUCAAUUGCGACGCCUGUAACCGCCAGGGUAAAGGUUUCAGCUACCAUUGCAGCAGCUGCGAGUAUGAUCUUCAUGUGGGAUGUGCUUUUAAGCCUCUUACGAUUACUCAUCAAUUUCAUGCUUGCCCGCUUGAAUUAACCUUCACAAAGCCUUAUGACAAUGCCAAAGGAUUCUCCUGCGAUGUUUGUCAUCGGAUUGGGUUCAAAGAAUGGCUUUACCGAUGCGGGGUGUGUGAAUUCGACGUCCAUUUGGACUGCGCCGCCGCGGCCGCCACCAACCCGGAUCCGCCGGCGGCGGCGGUUCACGACGGCGGACGGCUGGCUGAUCCGUUUUCUCAAAACCCGGUUGUGGAAUCGACGACCCGGUAUUCCUCUCAUGGUCUAUUCCAUCAACAUCAGGUGAUACAGAGUGUUGUUAGUAUGGGCGGAAACACGGUGGCCCACCAUCAAUUUCGGCCUGGGAAUGCGGCGGCGGAAGCGGUUGUGCAUGGACAAGGACAAGUAAUUAUGAGGCCGAACUUUGUUAGCCGGAGCAGUUUGAUGAGUUCAGGUGUCCAAGGAUUUGUUCAAGGUACUAAUUCACAAGGAGUUGGUCAGGAUUUUGUGCAUGGAAUGAUCAACGGUGGUGAUGGUGGUGGCGGUGGCGGAGGAGAUGGAUUGGCAGCCAUAUUUGGAGACUCAUCUAGAGGAAGAACUCAAGAUUAAUAGCAUUUUUUCUAGAUUACAACUCAAAUUAUAGGAGUUGAAUUAUUAUUUUGGUAGCUAAAAGAUUUUCUUACUAUUAUUCAAAUAUAAAAAGAUAUCGGUUUGGAUCUUAUUAACGAGUGUGAUACAUACAUGUUUACCAGAACACCUCAUUAAUAUGUGUUACAACCACUGUGUUUUAUUUUGAUAUUUCACUUUAUUGAAAUAAUUUAAUUUGAAAGACCAAAGUCUAUAAAUCGGAUGAGUUAAUCUUUCAAAUUAGAAAAAUAAUAUGAAAAAUUGAAUGGAAGAUCAUACCUAUUUAUGAAUUCUUCCAUAAUAAAUCUUAAAAGAUAUGUAUAUAUCUCUUUUACCCUAUUAAAGCAGAAAACAUGAUGUUGAUGUGGCAAUUUUUUAUAAAAAUAUUUUGGCUCCAAAUGCACCAUAUUGCAUAAACUAUUCUGCCAC